Molecule: messenger RNA, 579 nt
Organism: Caenorhabditis briggsae
Lineage: Eukaryota; Metazoa; Nematoda; Chromadorea; Rhabditida; Rhabditidae
Exons: 4
Coding region: 1-579 (192 amino acids)
Molecular function (GO): protein binding
Source: RefSeq, a predicted model, not a curated record
AUGCAACAGAGCACUAUCCAGCCACUACAGUUUGCGACGACACGGUGGCUCGUGUCCGACGGCUGGCGAGAAAAAGUAUUACUCUUCUAUAAGCCGAGAUACGGUCAUUUGAAGUUUUGGAGAGACGCAGACACACUCUGUCUGUCUGCGGCUCUCCGCCGGCCACGGAGACGCAGAAAGUGGGAGUGUCUCGUUGUCUGCGUCUCUCCAAAACUUCAAAUGACCGUAUCUCGGCUUAUAGAUGAGCUAGAAAGCUGUGAACCAACAAACAUUGCCGAUCAUGUAGACGUCUAUUUUGCGAAGAACGACGCGUGGGGCGUCGUUUCUCGAAAUCUGCUGACUACAGUAUCCCCGUAUUUCACACAUUUGCUGGACGACAAUCCACACAAUCGUCUUCAGCUGGACACGAAAUGGGCCGAUUUUCGUCUGUUGUUGGACGUUUUUACGAAUCAUUGCGAGCUAACAGCCGACAAUGUCAAACUGGUUGCUGAGCAAUCGAAAAAAUACAAGUCAAUCCAAGUGGAUCGAAUGGUGGAGGAGUUUUAUAAGGUUUGCAAAAAUCGAUUAUCGAUUUUCUAA